Molecule: messenger RNA, 1182 nt
Organism: Trichobilharzia szidati
Lineage: Eukaryota; Metazoa; Platyhelminthes; Trematoda; Strigeidida; Schistosomatidae
Source: the annotation of a GenBank genome assembly
AUGCUUAGUCAAGAGGAUUCGAAUACGUCUACAACAGCAGCAGCAAAAACAACACUGGUGGUAAAUACAACAACAGCAACACCAAAGACAACAACAACAUCCGGAUCUCUUGAUCAUCCUUUAUUAAGUCCUGGAUCUUAUGUAGAAAAAGAUGGUUUCCUGUAUGAUGGCCAGUCGAAAACAUACAUGUUCAAUAAUAAUACUACUUCACGUCGGUCAGCUUUAGCUUCAGCUCUGCAAUCUGGUCGGACUCCAGGUUCAUCUAGAAGUCGUCAUGAUGACCAUUCAGGUGGUAGCAGUCAACAAGUACGUCCACUAUCCCCGAAUACACUUGAAGCGAAAGCUAGAGCUCGAUCAAUAGCUGCUAAAAAUGCUGCUAAAGCAUCUGUAGCAGCUAGACGAGCAAGAUUUGAACGUGCACUCCUGGAACAUCGUGUUCGCGUAUUGAAAUCACAAUAUGUUGCACGUAAACGUUUAAUAUUUAACUGGGCUAAAUCACUUGCUGAUAUCGCUGUAAAUGAAAUUAAAGGUAACCAGUUAGGCGGUGGUAAUAAGUCAGAACAACCAUCAGCUGUUGAAAUUCCCGUACGUGUUGAACAGUCGUCAACAACAACAACGACAGCAACUACCGUUCAGCCUGCCAAUGAAAAAUCAACUGGACGAAAAGGUCGACCCCCUGUUGGUGCUGGCGCUGGCGGUAGUAAUCGUACAAAAUCAACGAAUAAAUUACUAGAAAAAGCAAAGAAGAAACCUGGACGACCUAAAACUUCAACGAACAAUAACAGUAAUAAUGAUAAUAAAAGCAGCGAACACAGAAUUCCGAUGAUUGAUGAUGAUUUAACCGACUCUAUUGAUCCUUCUGUAGAAGAACAAGAAAAUCAACCUGAAUGGAAACCGCGUACAAAUACCACUACUACUACUUCUAUUAAAGAAGAAGAAGAAGUAAGACAGUCUCCUUCUAAACUGCCUCUAGCGUAUAGGCGUCCACCGCGUAAAAGUGCAUUGAAUCAUGAAUUUAUUAAAAUAUCAAAGCAUAAUACUACUACUCCUACUAGUCCAGCACUGAAACCUAUUCAAUCAUCAGUUAAAAGUCCAAUUAGAAAUUUCAAUACACCAAUAAUGACGGCAACUACGACAACUACUGCAAAAACCGCAACCACCAACAGCAACACCAGCAUCUAA